This is a messenger RNA of Trichoplax adhaerens, 837 nucleotides long. RefSeq lists its product as uncharacterized. NCBI's taxonomy places the organism in Eukaryota, Metazoa, Placozoa, Uniplacotomia, Trichoplacea, Trichoplacidae. Gene Ontology annotation, molecular function: iron-sulfur cluster binding. The transcript has 9 exons. The coding region runs from base 1 to 837 and encodes 278 amino acids. The record is from RefSeq and is a predicted model, not a curated record. Gene Ontology annotation, biological process: iron-sulfur cluster assembly. Gene Ontology annotation, cellular component: cytoplasm.
AUGGAGAGCGUGAGUCAUUUAGUCAGUAACGGCCAAUCUGUCCUUUUGGUAUGGAGUCAAGGUGGUCAACUGGAUACAUUGGCCAAUUUUACUUCUUCACUACGAGAAAGAGUAGGUACUAAUGGUACUGUAGCCGUGGAAAAUAUCAACCGACUAUCUCAAUCUUCUUAUGGAUCAUCAACGUUUGAUGUCGCCCUUUCCAAUGUUGUAUCAAGUUACUGUUGCAAGCAUACUUCGGAACAGUUAGCACAGAUUCUAAAAAUGUUAAAGCCAGAUUGCAAAUGUUUAUUAAGAGAUACCUCACCGUCUGACCAAAUUAGAAGUGAAUUAAUUUUGGCAGGAUUUACCAAUAUAUCCAUAGUAGCAGAAGACAAUGCAACUGUAAAGGUAAAUGCUCGCAAGCCCAAUUUUGAAAUUGGUUCUUCCGCUGCGCUACCAUUUGCUAAUAAAAUCUCAUUAGGUGGCAACUCGAAAAUGGAGACUGCAAAAAUGUGGACGUUGUCAUCUCAAGAUUUUGUGGAUGAUGAUAUUGAUAUUAUCGAUGAAAACACACUCAUUGAGGAAGACGACUUUUUGAAGCCCGAUCCGUCAUCGUUGAGAAGUCAAGAAUGCGAUUCAGCUAAAAAAAAGCGAAAAGCCUGCAAAAAUUGUUCAUGUGGCUUAGCUGAAGAAAUCGAAAGCGAAAAGAAGACCAAUGGGAACCCCGUUUCUUCGUGCGGCAGUUGUUAUUUAGGAGAUGCCUUUCGAUGCUCAAGCUGUCCCUACCUUGGAAUGCCAGCAUUCAAACCUGGUGAGAAAGUUGCAUUACCGUCUCGAUUGCUUCAGGCAGACGUAUAA